GAGCAUGUAUAUAUGCUCUCACGGCACACCGCCUGAUGUCUCGCCAAGUUCCUGCUCGCGACCGGAACGACAGAAAAUAUACACUCUUUCUUUAAAAGGGCCACUGUCCGCCGUUGAGUUUCGCCUGCUGCUCGUACCCUCUCGCUCUGUUAAGAAUGGGAACCACUGUGUACGACACGACUCUCGGGCUCUUGUUCGAUGCUUUGGUCAUCACUUCAGUUUUGUUCGGAGUGGGCUGCCUUCAAGUAUGGCUUUAUUUCCGCAAGUAUGGAUCGAAGGAUAGCUGGAUAAUCAAGACAGCAGUCAUCUUGGUCUUGAUUUUCGACACUUGCCAGCAGUGCUUGAACGCAGCGACCGUGUACUUCUACAGCAUAUCAAAUCACGACGAUGCUACCAUAAUGCUCACUCUGAACCCACCCCUAAUUAUUCAGGCCAUAUUUGGGGGACUCGUCGCUCUCUUUGUUCAAAUGUUCUUCAUUUAUCGGAUCUGGAGGUUGGCCCAUGGCGCAUGGUACGGGCUUCCAAUUACGGGAAUUGUGGCGGCAUGCAGUGUGACAACUUUCGGCAUUCUCAUGUCUUAUUGCGGCAACGCUGUUCACUUCAAAUCUGUGACACAACUGCCAGCGAUAGAUCCUCUCACACUCGCUGCCAACCUAGGAGCAGCUAUAACUGACGUGGCUAUCACCUGCGCGAUCAUCUCAUUGCUGAAUCAUUCCAGAACUGGGUUUUCGAAAACGGACGGCAUGAUAAACAGGCUGGUUACUUUCUCUCUCAAUACUGGUCUGUUGACUAGCGUUAACGCUCUGUUCGCGGUCAUCACGCUGAAAGCUUGGCCGGACACGUAUCUUUACAUGUUCUUUUAUCUUAUGCUCGGGCGUUUGUACACGAACUCGUUGCUUGCAACGCUGAACUGCCGCGACUACAUUCGCAACACUCGGUCAAACCCCAACAGCUCCGUAUCCGCACCGCAGUCAGUCCCACUACAGGCUGUCGCUCGACAGUUCAACCCGCAGCAGAGCACGUUCAAUGCUUCUCCUUCGCAUGAGGGCGAACAUAUUGCUAUUCGGAUCGAUACUAUUGCGCAAACAGACGGCCAGAGCGAUAAGGACUACUAUGGAUCUGGAAAGGGCGCUUGAGCUGGAGCGUGUGAUGUCUCGACGAUCGACGGUGUCAUGGUUGGGCCUGGUUGCGCCUCUUGGCUCCGCGCUCUGCAGUCUAUGACUAUCCGCCUACGCCUCCGACGGUGAAGUUGCAUGAUGACGGGGCGUGAGAUCGUGUUUUGAUGUACAUUGUAGCGGAGCGCGCAGAGCGCGCGUCUUUUUUGUGGGUUUUAUUGGUUUUUAUCGCUUUGUUUG
Messenger RNA from Stereum hirsutum FP-91666 SS1, 1355 nucleotides. RefSeq lists its product as uncharacterized. The coding region runs from base 156 to 1136 and encodes 326 amino acids. Lineage: Eukaryota; Fungi; Basidiomycota; Agaricomycetes; Russulales; Stereaceae. The transcript has 23 exons. The record is from RefSeq and is a predicted model, not a curated record.